Molecule: messenger RNA, 1246 nt
Organism: Trachymyrmex septentrionalis
Lineage: Eukaryota; Metazoa; Arthropoda; Insecta; Hymenoptera; Formicidae
Product: putative inactive carboxylesterase 4
Exons: 7
Molecular function (GO): hydrolase activity
Source: RefSeq, a predicted model, not a curated record
AGAAUUAAAACGCGCAAGUUAUUCAAUUAAUAUCGGAUAAAAAAAUAAUUGAAAACAAUAUCACAAAACUACUUGAGCAGUAGAGUAUAUAUCCAUUAUGAGCGAAAUAAAAGUACAAGUAGGUGAAGGAAAAUUGGUCGGAGUCGUCGUAGAUGGCUACAACGUUCGUUAUUUUGCCUUUCGCGGAAUACCAUAUGCCAAACCUCCAGUUGGCGAACUUAGAUUUAAGGAUCCAGUACCAGCGGAACCAUGGUCUGGUGAAAGAGACGCGUCAAAGUACGGAAACAUAGCUGUUCAAGUAGAGUUUGUCACACACAAAGUUAUAGGAAAUGAAGAUUGCCUUUAUUUAAAUGUAUAUACCACAAAAAUCGAAUCCUCGAAAAAGCGUCCGGUAAUGGUAUGGAUACACGGUGGUGGGUUUAUUAUAGGUUCCGGUGAUGCAGCUUGGUACGGUCCUGAUUAUAUCGUGCAAAAAGAUGUAGUACUGGUUACUCUAAAUUAUAGAUUAGGCGUUCUAGGUUUUCUAAACCUCAACGAUAAAAUGGCAGCAGGUAAUCAAGGUCUGAAAGAUGUAAUCUUAGCAUUAAAAUGGGUUCAAAAAAAUAUAUUAAAAUUUGGUGGAGAUCCAGGAAAUGUCACUAUUUUUGGAGAAAGUGCUGGUGGAGCCAUUACACAUUUUCUAGCUCUGUCUCCAUUAGCUAAAGGUUUAUUCCAUAAAGUGAUCGCACAAAGUGGCGUUAGUUCAAAUCCUUGGGCCUUCCAUGAAUGGACGGACCAUGGUUUUCGGCUUGCCAAAAAACUUGGUAAAGCAACAUUAGAUCCGAAAGUCGCGUACGAGUUCCUAAAAACUAUUGAUGCGAAAAUACUUACGGAAAAUUCACAAUGGCCAAUUUGCACAGAAGCAGAGAAAUUGAGUUUUACCUUCUGCUUCACACCUAGUCUGGACACCAAAUCACCAAAUCCAGUUUUUCCUAAACAUCCAAAGGAAUAUAUAAGCCACGGGGUUCAAGUGCCCUUUCUUUUAGGAUUUAAUCGUAACGAAGGGAUAUUUGUAUUAUGUAGCGACUUUUUUGGAGAUAUAAGCAAGGAAGAUUUGGAAAAAGUAAAUGCUGAUUUUAAAAAAGCAAUAUUAUCAAACGUAUUAUCCGAAUUACCUAAAAUAGGAAUUACAGUCGAGGAAUUAAGAUCUUUAUAUUUUGGAAAAAGAGAAAUAUCAGAAGAAACUUUGAUCAAUUAUGCGUAUUUC